AUGUCUGGAGUCGACAGAACUGAGAAUGUCUCACCUACACCUUCAACGUCAUCGGCAUCGUCGAAUGUGUCCGCUGCUGCAAGUUCAGGCUCAUGGACAUCUUUUUUGAAGUCAAUUGCAUCUUUUAAUGGAGACUUGUCCUCGUUGACAGCUCCACCUUUUAUUUUAUCGCCCACGUCUUUGGUUGAAUAUUCGCAAUACUGGGCUGAGCAUCCAGAUUUGUUGUUGGCUCCCACAAAACUUGUUACAACAGAAGACGCGGGAAAAGAUACUAUAGAGGCAAUGACAUUGAAAAGGAUGAUUGCUGUAACCAAAUGGUUUAUUUCUACUUUGAAAUCCCAAUAUUGUUCUAGAAACGAGAGCAUGGGAAGUGAAAAGAAGCCAUUGAAUCCAUUCUUGGGUGAGGUUUUUGUUGGCAAAUGGGAAAACAAUGGCAAUGACUUGGGCGAGACUUUUCUUUUGAGUGAACAAGUGAGUCACCACCCUCCUGUUACUGCUUACGCUAUCGAGAAUUUAAAGAAUAAGGUGCUUUUACAAGGAUACAAUGGAAUCACAUCGAGCAUUUCCACAACAUCGAUCAAUAUUAAGCAAUAUGGACAUGCGUUAUUGGAUUACGAUGAUUUGAAAGAGAGCUAUUUGGUCACGUUGCCACCUUUGCACAUUGAAGGGUUGAUUACUGCUGCCCCCUUUGUCGAAUUGGAAGGCACGUCAUACAUCCAAUCGUCCAAUGGAUAUUUCACAGUUAUUGAAUAUAGCGGCAGGGGAUGGGUUUCAGGUAAAAAAAACACAUUCAAGGCUAGAAUAUACAGAGAUCAAAUAGCCAGCUCGUCAAAGGAGAAUGCUUUAGUCACCAUCAGCGGACAAUGGUCGGGCAAGUCGUAUAUUGGUAAAGGUAGCUCAACUCCAAGCUCCAAAAACUCCGAACUUUUCUACGACGCAAAGACAGCCAAUGCCGAGCACUUGACAGUAAAGCCAAUUGAGGAUCAAGAAGAUACUGAGUCGAGAAAGGCAUGGCAAAAAGUUGCUGAGGCCAUUAGAAAGUCAGAUUAUAAUUUAAUUCACCAAGAAAAAUCAUUGAUUGAAAACCAACAAAGGGAGUUGAGGAAAGAGGAGCGAGAAACUGGGAAGCAAUGGCAAACUAGAUGGUUCAACCAAGUUGACUACAACAACAAGGGAGAAACUGACACCAACUUGACUCAACCGGACGAAUUUGUAAACUUGACUAAUUUAGCCAAUUUAUCGAUUUACAACGCACCACUGGGCUCUUUGAAGAAAUCAAAGUACGAUAACGGAGAUGCUAAGCAUUGGAGAUUCAGCCCUGAAAAAUGGAAAGAGCACCCAAUAAAUUUAUAA
Lodderomyces elongisporus is the source of this 1353-nucleotide messenger RNA. RefSeq names its product oxysterol-binding protein (gene kes1). Lineage: Eukaryota; Fungi; Ascomycota; Pichiomycetes; Serinales; Debaryomycetaceae. The transcript has a single exon. The coding region runs from base 1 to 1353 and encodes 450 amino acids. Gene Ontology annotation, molecular function: oxysterol binding. Gene Ontology annotation, cellular component: intracellular membrane-bounded organelle; membrane; cytosol. The record is from RefSeq and is a predicted model, not a curated record.